Molecule: messenger RNA, 1904 nt
Organism: Talaromyces stipitatus ATCC 10500
Lineage: Eukaryota; Fungi; Ascomycota; Eurotiomycetes; Eurotiales; Trichocomaceae
Product: phosphoglycerate mutase, 2,3-bisphosphoglycerate-independent
Exons: 3
Coding region: 105-1460 (451 amino acids)
Biological process (GO): glucose catabolic process
Cellular component (GO): cytoplasm
Molecular function (GO): manganese ion binding
Source: RefSeq, a predicted model, not a curated record
CAAUUGAGUGAUCGUCAAUUCUAUUGUCUUCAAUAGUCGUGGUCAAUAUUCACAUUUUAGAAUAUAGAUUUUGGUCGCUUUGAUUUACCAUACAUCACCCCGCCAUGGCAAAGGUAGACCAAAAAGUCGCAUUGAUCGUAAUUGACGGUUGGGGUAUUCCUGGCCCCAACUCUCCUCCAGAGGGAGAUGCGAUCGCCGCGGCAGAGACACCCGUCAUGUCAUCUUUUGCGGACCCCAAUGCAAAGGUUGCGCAAGGAUACACAGAGCUAGAAGCAUCCUCUCUGGCCGUCGGCCUUCCUGAAGGUCUUAUGGGAAACAGUGAAGUCGGCCAUCUCAACAUCGGUGCCGGUCGUGUCGUCUGGCAGGACAGCGUGCGCAUCGACCAAACCUUGAAGAACGGCAAACUGGGCGAAAUCGAGAACAUUCGCAAAUCGUUCCAGCGGGCAAAGGAUGGCAAUGGACGUCUUCACUUGCUAGGCUUGGUCUCCGAUGGUGGUGUUCACUCGAAGAACCAGCAUUUGUACGGUCUCCUUCAGGUCGCCAAGGAUAUUGGUGUGCCAAAGGUUAUCAUUCACUUCUUUGGUGAUGGUCGUGAUACAGACCCCAAGAGCAGCACGAAAUAUAUGCAGGAAUUGUUGGACAAGACCAAGGAACUCGGUAUUGGUGAAGUUGGCACUGUUGUCGGUCGUUACUAUGCUAUGGACCGUGAUAAGCGCUGGGAUCGUGUUGAGAUUGCUAUGAAGGGUAUUGUCACCGGAGAAGGAGAGGAUAGCAGCGAUCUUGUCAAGACCAUUGAAGAGCGCUACGCCAAGGGCGAAAAUGAUGAAUUCUUGAAACCCAUCAUCGUUGGCGGCAAGGAGAACCGAGUCCAGGAUAACGACACUCUUUUCUUCUUCAACUACCGAUCGGACCGUGUCCGCGAAAUUACCCAGUUGCUAGGAGGCUACGACCGCUCCCCGAACCCCGACUUCCCUUACCCCAAGGAUAUCCACAUCACCACCAUGACCCAAUACAAAACCGACUAUACAUUCCCCAUCGCCUUCCCUCCCCAACACAUGGGCAACGUCCUCGCCGAAUGGCUUGGAAAGAAAAACGUGACUCAAAGCCACAUCGCCGAAACCGAGAAAUACGCACAUGUCACAUUCUUCUUCAACGGCGGAAUUGAGAAGCAAUUCCCCGGCGAAGAGCGUGACAUGAUCCCUUCCCCCCGGGUUGCCACUUAUGACUUGGAGCCUAAGAUGAGCGCUUGGGCUGUUGGAGAGAAAGUCGUUGAGCGUCUUGGAGAGAACAAAUUUGAGUUUGUCAUGAACAACUUUGCGCCUCCCGAUAUGGUUGGACAUACCGGUGUAUAUGAAGCUGCUAUUCAGGGUGUGGCCGAGACUGAUAGGGCUAUUGGCCAUAUCUAUGAAGCUUGCAAGAAGCAUGGUUACAUUCUUUUUAUCACUGCUGACCAUGGGUAAGUCCAAUACCAUAUACAUUCUAUACCUAUCACACUAACGUCCCACAGUAAUGCCGAAGAAAUGCUCAACGAGCAGCGCAAACCCAAAACCUCUCACACCACAAACAAAGUCCCCUUCGUCAUGGCCAACGCCCCUGAAGGCUGGAGCCUGAAGAAAGAAGGUGGUGUUCUCGGAGACGUUGCCCCUACGAUUCUGGCUGCCAUGGGCAUUGAGCAGCCCGGAGAAAUGACCUGCCACAGUCUUUUGAUCAAGUCAUAGACUUCCUUGCAGCAUGGUAUUGAUAUUGCGACGAAUUUUGAAUAAGUAAUAAACCAAACAUCUGGACGCGAUGUGUGUGAUCGAGUUGUUGUUUUUUUUUUUUCUUGUUCUACAUGAAGUGAUGAUAGGAUCGCUCCCUACAAUUAUAGAUAAUGUGGGUGCACUAAGGUGCAAGUACGUACGUAC